AUGGUAACCGAUAACUUCUCCGGUGGGCACGCGCUAAGGGAUAACCGUUCAGGUGAUGGCCAAGCUAGAGUGGGGCAUGUUAUGCAGAGAAUGCAGAAUACGAACGUUGCUCAGGUUAGGCUACCACUCGCUGUCGAAAACGUCAAUCAGGCUCGUGUGUCGGUUAUCAAUGCUUUAUUGAAUAACUCUAGUCGACAAAUGGAAUUUUUAUCUCGAAUAAAACGACUUGGAGGUCUACUGAUAUAG
Messenger RNA from Acaulospora colombiana, 246 nucleotides. Lineage: Eukaryota; Fungi; Glomeromycota; Glomeromycetes; Diversisporales; Acaulosporaceae. The record is from the annotation of a GenBank genome assembly.